AUGCAGCCCAGCUCAUCACGCACCGGAUGGCAGCCGGUCGAGGCUGUUCGCCGCGGGAAGCACGCGGCUCCAGACAAUCCUCGCAGUUCUCACAAGUCCCGGGGAAAAUCUGGCAAGAGGGCGCGCGAAAUCUCCGAGAACAUCAGUCCAACGCCGUCUCCGAACGCGUCUCCCAAGCGGCUGAAGCGGAAUCACGUCGUUCGAGCAAAUGAAGUCGAAGGCCCUCUCCGUGCCCUUCCUCUCGCCGGAAACCACCAAGAACCCCUUGUUGACCCUCUGUUCACGUUUCCUCAAGGGACUCCGCCUCGGGCUCCUAACGAGGCGUUCAUGUUUGGUGUCGGCCAGCCCUCGCAUCCGCAUCCGGAACCCCCGGUCCUCGUACCUCAAACCCUCCAAUCUGCCCAUCCGGACCACAUCACGAUCCCCGCUCUGAGACCGAGUCGGCUCCCCUGCCGGCAUGCACCGAGUCCGCUCAUGCAGAUACUGUUGGACGAGCUCAGACGAGCGGAAGCAGCGCACCACGCUGCGCUGUCCAAUGUCAAUUACUACAACCACGCACACAUCUGGGAGCACCCCGAGCACCGUGCCCGCGUCACCGAGCGAGAGGCCCCACCGGCGGACGACAUGCCUCAGCGCCAGCCUCUCCCCGCCUCUGAGGCCGUCGCGGUCCACGAGCACCGCCCGCCGCCGCCGACUGCGCGCGCGGUGGCACCCGCCGUCGUGUCCCUUUCAACCAGACCGUCCACGUCCCAGACAACGCUUCCUCCACUCGAGGCUGCCGGCGCGGUACACGAUAACCGCGCGGUCGCCUCGACUCGACUCCCUCCCACUGUCAGCCCCCCUCGUAUGUUUGUCCAGUCGCACACGGCCGCGUCUGCGCGCGGACGGGUUGCGGGUCUGCCCGCCAGGGCGAGGGCGCCGACUCCUGCCGCCGCGCCCCUGCAACCAGGCCACCUCGACACCAGGGUGUCGUUACACCUGCUUCCGCUGGGCCGCCGAGGCCUUCCAGGGCCGCCGUGGGACCGUUCAACGCUGCUGCUUCGGCUGGUGACUGGGCUCACGAGCACGACACGGUCGCCCCCGGGGCUCCCGCUAUCAGGACCCCUCGUGCCCUCGUCCGACCAGGAGGAGGAGGAGCUGGAGGAGCUGGAGCUGGACCAGUUGCCCGACGAAGUGUCGGAAAGGCAGUGGGACGAGGUCCUGACGCAGGCCAGGUUCAACGAACAGGUGGCUCGGAAGGAGAGGGGCGUGCGCAGGCGGCACAGGCGACGCGGAUGA
Molecule: messenger RNA, 1278 nt
Organism: Epithele typhae
Lineage: Eukaryota; Fungi; Basidiomycota; Agaricomycetes; Polyporales; Epitheliaceae
Exons: 3
Coding region: 1-1278 (425 amino acids)
Source: RefSeq, a predicted model, not a curated record